UUCUUUAGUUAUUUAUCUGCACAUAUUCUACCCUCCCCAACUUGACCCAAAGCUACUGAAGUGUGAGAAGCAGGUCUUGGGGGAUUUUUUCCUGUCUUCCUCCCUCCCCCUGUGGCAAUAGGGACAGUGGUGUGGCCAAGAGGAUUGUUUCAAUAGUGCUUGUUCAACUCAGUGGCAACAAUGGAGGAGGCCAGUAUAAUUUCUGAAUUCAUCUGUAUUCAGUGAUGAUGGAAAUCUGCAGCUGGAUGUAUCCAUUGCAGCAAAGAAAGAGCUAUUCUUGAAGGGAGGGCCACCCAAAGCCAACAUGUCAGUUGACUUAACCACCUCCUCCCCGUGCCAUCUUCAUGAAAUAAUACAUAAGCAGUUGGGAGAAGGGUGGGGUGCUUUGCCCCGAGUGGCCAUUAAGCCCAGAAGCUGGACAUUCUACUUCCCAGCAUCCUCUACUCUGUUUCAUCCAUCUCUUGGGCAACAGGGUGUUAGGCUGCUUUCUAGGUUCAUCUUCAGAAGUGGCGGUCUCCCUGAAUCUAGCCGCAUGACUACAUCGUAUCCAGAGGAUAGCAGGCGUAGCCAACCGAUGGCCUAGACCACUCUGACGGGAAUCCCAACCAGACCCCUAGGCUGUGAGCAGCUGCCCUCCGUCUUGCCUGAAGAGAAGACAAGAGGAAGUGGGUCGAAUACUCAAGGCUAUUUCAACUCUACGGCUGUUACCACAGGACUCGGUCAUUCCCCUGCCUCACGGAAGCCUGAGGGCUUACUGGUUUGCUGCUCAACUGUUUGGGACACCGAAUUGCUCUGAUUCCCAGAGGCACGGGACUCAGGGUUUUGUUGGCGGUGUCACUGCUGCUAAGAUGGAUCGCCAGCAGUUGCCCUCACGGCGUCCACUGGGCACCGUGUCCAACGAUCUGAGAAUUCUGCAAGGUGAUUCCUCCCUGGAGCUGAGCGAGUACAGGGACCAGCAGCUCAGUGGUGAUAAUGAUGAACAGGAGAAACUACUGAAGGAGAGCUCCACUCUCUACGUGGAGAAUCUUUCCUUUCAAACCACCGAAGAGCAAAUAUAUGAGCUCUUUAGUAGAUGUGGUGAUGUCAAGCAUGUAUUUAUGGGCCUGGAUAAAAUUAAGAAAAAGGCAUGUGGCUUCUGUUUUGUAGAAUACUAUAACAGACUUGAUGCUGAAAAUGCCAUGUGGUUCCUAAAUGGGACCUGCCUAGAUGAUCAUAUUAUCCACACAGAUUGGGAUCUGGGCUUUAGAGAGGGCAGGCAAUAUGGCCGCCGCCGACCUGGGGGCCAGGUAAGAGAUGACUUGCAUGAAGAUUUUGAUGUUGGUAGGGGUCGCUCUGGAAAACAGGCUCAGGGCUGUGAUCGAAGAGGAAUCCAUUAGUGAAAAACCUGCAGCUCUGGCCCCUGGAAAAGUCUAUUAAGGAACAACACCAGGCCAGCAAAUAAUCCAUUUUGUAACAAGUUGAAAUUACUUUAUGUGCUGAGCAGAGACCCUUUGGUUGUAUUUUUCCUCUCUGAAAUGUUAUUAAA
Messenger RNA from Lutra lutra (Eurasian river otter), 1525 nucleotides. It is a transcript of the gene NCBP2L, whose product is annotated as nuclear cap binding protein subunit 2 like. The record is from RefSeq and is a predicted model, not a curated record. The transcript is spliced from 4 exons. Gene Ontology annotation, cellular component: nuclear cap binding complex. Lineage: Eukaryota; Metazoa; Chordata; Mammalia; Carnivora; Mustelidae. Bases 849 to 1376 code for a protein of 175 amino acids. Gene Ontology annotation, molecular function: RNA cap binding. Gene Ontology annotation, biological process: mRNA cis splicing, via spliceosome.